This is a messenger RNA of Verticillium alfalfae VaMs.102, 573 nucleotides long. RefSeq names its product neuronal calcium sensor 1. The record is from RefSeq and is a predicted model, not a curated record. Gene Ontology annotation, cellular component: membrane; cytosol; intracellular membrane-bounded organelle. Lineage: Eukaryota; Fungi; Ascomycota; Sordariomycetes; Glomerellales; Plectosphaerellaceae. The transcript has 4 exons. Gene Ontology annotation, molecular function: calcium ion binding. The coding region runs from base 1 to 573 and encodes 190 amino acids.
AUGGGCAAAUCACAGUCAAAGCUCUCGCAAGAGCAGCUCUCUGAGUUGCAGAAGUCGACCCAUUUCGAUAAGAAGGAGUUGCAACAGUGGUACAAGGGAUUUCUCAAGGACUGCCCCUCGGGAACGCUCACCAAGGAGGAGUUUCAAAAGAUCUACCGCCAGUUCUUCCCGUUUGGCGAUCCGAGCUCGUUUGCCGACUACGUGUUCAAUGUCUUUGACAGCGACAAAUCCGGUACUAUCGACUUCAAAGAGUUCAUCUGCGCUCUGAGCGUUACGAGCCGUGGCAAGAUGGAGGACAAGCUGGACUGGGCCUUCCAGCUCUACGACAUAGACGGCGACGGCAAGAUCAGCUACGACGAGAUGCUGCAAAUUGUCGAAGCCAUCUACAAGAUGGUCGGCUCCAUGGUGAAGCUCCCCGAAGACGAAGAUACCCCCGAAAAGCGCGUGCGCAAGAUUUUCCGCAUGAUGGACAAGGACGAGAACGGUAGCCUUGACAUGGAGGAAUUCAAGGAGGGCAGCAAACGUGAUGAGACGAUCGUGUCCGCCCUUUCCCUUUACGAUGGCCUUGUCUGA